Messenger RNA from Nestor notabilis (Kea), 2316 nucleotides. It is a transcript of the gene SP4, whose product is annotated as Sp4 transcription factor. The transcript is spliced from 5 exons. Lineage: Eukaryota; Metazoa; Chordata; Aves; Psittaciformes; Psittacidae. Bases 1 to 2316 code for a protein of 771 amino acids. The record is from RefSeq and is a predicted model, not a curated record.
AUGCCCACAGAGGGAGAGAAAUCUCCCGAGGCAGAGAAUAACAACAAUAAUAAUAAAAAAGGGAAAUCUGGAGGCUCACAGGAUUCUCAGCCUUCACCUCUUGCUUUGCUAGCAGCCACCUGCAGCAAAAUAGGAACUCCUGGUGAGAAUCAAGGAUCUGGACAGCAGCAGAUUAUUAUAGAUCCCAACCAAGGUUUGGUGCAGCUUCAGAAUCAGCCACAGCAGUUAGAAUUGGUAACAACUCAGCUCUCUGGAAAUGCUUGGCAGCUUGUUGCUGCUUCUUCUUCUGCUUCAAAAGAAAAUAAUGUUGCUCAACAAGGAUCUUCUGUUGCCUCAAGUGCAGGAAGUCCUUCCAGCAGUAACAAUGGCAGUGCAUCUCCUUCAAAAACCAAAUCAAGCAAUUCUUCUGCAACAACCCCUGGACAAUUCCAAGUCAUUCAAGUACAAAAUCCAAGUGGUAGUGUCCAAUACCAAGUGAUCCCACAGAUCCAGACAACAGAAGGUCAACAACUUCAAAUCAAUCCAUCUAAUGCUACUGGCCUGCAAGACAUACAGGGUCAAAUUCAGCUUAUUCCUGCAGGGAAUAAUCAAGCUAUCCUCACAACUGCAAAUAGGACAGCUUCGGGGAAUGUUAUUGCUCAGAACCUAGCAAAUCAGACAGUACCAGUCCAAAUUAGGCCUGGUGUUUCCAUACCACUGCAACUGCAAACUAUUCCUGGUACUCAGGCUCAAGUUGUAACAACAUUACCUAUAAACAUUGGUGGGGUAACACUAGCAUUGCCAGUGAUAAACAAUGUGUCAGCUGGAGCAGGUUCAGGUCAAGUUGGCCAGUCUCCUGAGGGUGGAGUUUCCAAUGGAAAUCAGCUAGCAUCUACACCUGUCACUUCUGCCUCUGGUAGUACAAUGCCAGAGUCUCCUUCCUCAUCUUCCACCUCUACAACCACUGCCUCAACAUCUCUAACCAGCAGUGACACGCUAGUAAGCUCUGCAGAAACAGGCCAAUACACAAGCACAGCAGGCAGCAGUUCAGAGCAGACGACUGAAGAACCUCAGACAACUGCUACAGACUCUGAAGCCCAGAGCUCCAGUCAGCUUCAGUCCAAUGGACUACAGAACGUCCAGGAUCAGUCAGGUUCCCUUCAGCAGGUCCAAAUCGUAGGGCAGCCUAUUCUGCAGCAGAUACAGAUCCAGCAGCCUCAACAGCAGAUUAUUCAGGCCAUUUCUCCACAGUCAUUUCAGCUCCAGUCAGGGCAGACUAUACAGACCAUCCAACAGCAGCCUUUGCAGAAUGUUCAGCUGCAGGCAGUGAGUCCAACUCAGGUGCUCAUCAGGGCUCCAACCUUAACACCAUCAGGGCAGAUCAGCUGGCAAACUGUACAGGUUCAGAAUCUGCAAAGCCUUUCAAAUCUUCAAGUUCAAAAUGCUGGGUUACCCCAACAACUAACCAUUACCCCUGUGUCUUCAAGUGGUGGUACAACCAUUGCCCAAAUUGCACCAGUGGCUGUUGCUGGUACCCCCAUCACUCUGAGUGCUGCCCAGCUUGCUUCUGUACCUAAUCUUCAAACAGUAAGUGUUGCCAACCUGGGUGCUGCAGGUGUUCAAGUUCAAGGAGUUCCUGUUACCAUUACCAGUGUUGCAGGUCAACAGCAAGGACAGGAUGGAGUAAAAGUACAGCAAGCCACGAUAGCUCCUGUUACUGUAGCAGUAGGUGGCAUUGCUAAUGCAGCAAUUGGUGCUGUUAGUCCUGAUCAGAUAACACAAGUGCAGCUACAACAAGCUCAACAAGCUUCUGACCAGGAAGUGCAACCUGGCAAGAGAUUGAGAAGAGUUGCCUGCUCAUGUCCUAAUUGCAGAGAGGGAGAAGGAAGGGGCAGCAAUGAACCAGGAAAAAAGAAACAACAUAUAUGCCAUAUUGAAGGAUGUGGAAAAGUUUAUGGCAAGACAUCUCAUCUUCGAGCACAUCUGCGCUGGCAUACUGGUGAAAGACCAUUUGUAUGCAACUGGAUGUUUUGUGGCAAGAGAUUUACAAGGAGUGAUGAGUUACAGAGACACAGAAGAACCCACACAGGUGAAAAGAGAUUUGAGUGUCCAGAAUGUUCUAAAAGGUUUAUGCGAAGUGACCAUCUCUCAAAACAUGUCAAAACUCAUCAGAACAAGAAGGGUGGUGGAACAGCCCUUGCUAUUGUUACCUCAGGAGAACUGGACUCUUCAGUUACUGAGGUUCUUGGUUCUCCAAGAAUUGUCACUGUUGCUGCCAUUUCUCAAGAUUCAAACCCAGCAACCCCUAAUGUUUCAACAAACAUGGAAGAAUUCUGA